Enterobius vermicularis (human pinworm) is the source of this 567-nucleotide messenger RNA. NCBI's taxonomy places the organism in Eukaryota, Metazoa, Nematoda, Chromadorea, Rhabditida, Oxyuridae. The record is from the annotation of a GenBank genome assembly.
AUGUAUAAAAUACGAAAAACGAAACUGUUGAGUAAAAACAACUGUUUGGAAAGAAGCAAGGUCUUAGAUGAUAACCGGGCUGAAUCGGCAGAAGUCGUUCGGAAGUCGAAACUGCUACUAUCGGCUACGAUUGGCAAACUUCCCAAUAAGGAUAUCAGAGACUACACAGAUCGAGAUUUGGACAGAUUGUAUGAGGAGUGGGAGGAGAACGACGAGGAUCAAUUGGAGGAAGACGAGCUACCUUUACACAAACAGAAGCCAAAAACCCCUAGCUUAGAUGAAGCUCUCAAAAAAGCUAACUCUCCAGAAGAUUUACUGAAGCUGACAAAGAAAGGUCAAUCUGUAAUGAUGUUUGUUAAUGUUGGGGACGUCGAUGGCAAGCCAGCAACUAAAGAGUAUACGGAAAAAUGGACUAAUAAUCGCGUUAUCUAUAUGUUUAUGGAUGGAUCGAAAGCGUGGGAAGCAAAAGAUUUCUUACUCCAACAACAGCAGGUGAGCGAAGUUACUUUAGAAGGCAAACAGUACGAUGGACCGGCAAAGAAAGUUACGGCAAAGACAGAACUGUAG